AAAGAAUGAGAACCAUGGAAAGCCAUCGCAUGCGAGUAGGUGCUCUUGCAUGGAACUCUUCAUUGCUUUCUUCUGGCAGUCGUGACAAGAACAUCCUUCAUCAUGAUCUACACGGCCUUCUUGCAUCUGGUGGUGGAACUGCAGAUAGGUGCAUAAGAUUUUGGAAUACGACCACAAAUACACACUUGAGUUCCAUGGAUACAGGGAGUCAGGUCUGUAAUCUUGUGUGGUCAAAGAAUGUGAAUGAGCUUGUUAGCACACACGGAUACUCCCAGAAUCAGAUAAUAGUGUGGCGGUAUCCAACGAUGUCAAAGCUUGCCACGUUGACAGGACAUACAUUCAGAGUAUUAUAUUUAGCCAUCUCCCCUGAUGGACAGACAAUUGUUACUGGUGCUGGUGACGAGAUGCUCCGGUUUUGGAACGUGUUUCCGUCUCCCAAGUCCCAGAGUUCUGACAGCUUAAGUAGCAUUGGAGCGACAUCAUUUGUUAGGAGCUACAUCCGGUGACUCGACGAAAUCGAGCUUGUAAGUUAUUACGGCAAGUGCUGAUCGUCAUCAGCACCAUUCAAUUCCCACACGACCUCCUUCUGUCCAUCUGCCGCCGAAGCCAGCACCAUUUUAGAGAUUGCACGGCAGGGGAUGAUUGACUGGCUGGCUAGCGCGGAUCCGAUCCCCUCUCCCGCACUGGAAGCGGCGCAUAUCUAUUGUUGUUUAGCGGGAAAUUCCUCUUGUUUUAGCAACUGAGAAAUCUGUUGGCGUGUCGAUUAUGCGCUUGACUGAUGAUAUACAAGCUGUAGCUCUAUUCAGAACAUCAUGAAAUUCAGAACUGGACCUCGCUGGCCUGUGUCAAGGCCUGUGGAGGAAUUCAGAAUUUGGCCAUGUCCUCUGAUGGAUGCAGUGGGUUAAAAUUAUCUGUCUGGGUGAAAA
Molecule: messenger RNA, 926 nt
Organism: Triticum aestivum (bread wheat)
Lineage: Eukaryota; Viridiplantae; Streptophyta; Magnoliopsida; Poales; Poaceae
Product: protein FIZZY-RELATED 2
Exons: 5
Coding region: 6-506 (166 amino acids)
Biological process (GO): positive regulation of ubiquitin protein ligase activity; anaphase-promoting complex-dependent catabolic process; positive regulation of anaphase-promoting complex-dependent catabolic process
Cellular component (GO): anaphase-promoting complex
Molecular function (GO): protein binding; ubiquitin ligase activator activity; anaphase-promoting complex binding
Source: RefSeq, a predicted model, not a curated record